Messenger RNA from Magnolia sinica, 1337 nucleotides. Its product is annotated as homeobox-leucine zipper protein HAT22-like. Gene Ontology annotation, biological process: regulation of DNA-templated transcription. The transcript is spliced from 3 exons. The coding region runs from base 348 to 1187 and encodes 279 amino acids. Gene Ontology annotation, molecular function: sequence-specific DNA binding; DNA-binding transcription factor activity, RNA polymerase II-specific. Lineage: Eukaryota; Viridiplantae; Streptophyta; Magnoliopsida; Magnoliales; Magnoliaceae. The record is from RefSeq and is a predicted model, not a curated record.
GGGUAUGUGGGUGGGUGGCCAAAGGAGCUGAAUCAUUCCCUUGAUAUGUUCUUAUGUGUACCCACUCCAUCUAUGUGAAUCCAUGUAUUCUUCUCUUCAAUCAUCCAAUCCAAGAGAAGACAAGGGCCCCCUCUUUUUCUUUUUUUUCCUCCUCUUAUAGUACUAAGUAGGCUCAUAUGGUCAACCUAGGUAGAGUGAUAUGCGGAUUAUCAUAAUUCCCAAUACCUUAUUCAUUCCCCUACUCAUUCCAUUCUUUAAUAAUCACACUCCCAUUCAACCCUCUCUUCAUUUCAUUUCUCAUAUAAGUCCUUGAAUAUCUUUCACACACAAAGAAGAUCUUGGGUGCAAUGGGUCUUGAAGAGAUGUGUAAUACUGGCCUUGUUUUAGGGUUGGGAUGUGAGGCUAACGUCUCAAACCGUCAUGACCCAGAUCACCAACGACAUAGCCAAAGCUGUAAGUUGGAGAGGGUGUUUCCGAUGGCGAGCAUAGAGACUUGUCUCACCUUAAGUCUUGCAGACGAUUCCUAUAAGUCGUCGAAGAAGAUUGAUAUGAACAAGGCGUUUGAUGAUGGGUUGGAUGCUCGACAAUCGUCUCCGCAUAGCGCUGUCUCCUCCUUCUCUACUGUGAAUCAUGAUCUCGCUAGCAUUAAGAGAGAAAGGGAUGUGGGGAGCGAAGAAGCUGAAUUAGAGAGGCUUUCGUCACGCGUAAGUGACGAAGACGAAGAGGGGAGUGCUAGAAAGAAACUUAGACUCACCAAGGAACAAUCAGCCCUCUUAGAAGAAAGUUUCAAAGAGCAUAGCACUCUCAAUCCGAAGCAAAAGCAAGCUUUGGCUAAGCAAUUGAAUCUCCGGCCCCGACAAGUGGAAGUUUGGUUCCAAAAUAGAAGAGCAAGGACAAAGCUCAAACAAACCGAAGUAGACUGCGAAUUCCUCAAGCGAUGUUGUGAGACAUUAACAGACGAAAAUCGGAGGCUGCAGAAGGAGCUCCACGAGCUUAAGGCCCUGAAAUACGCAGCGCCGUUCUACAUGCAGCUACCUGCAGCGACGCUUACCAUGUGCCCGUCUUGCGAGAGGAUUGGAAGCGGCGGUCCGACCGGUGAAAAUCCUAAUAAGAGCUCAUUUACAUUGCCACCUAAAGCUCAUCAAUUCUACAAUCCUUUCAGCCGUUCAUCGUCUACGACAUGUUAGAAGAAAUCACACCAUUUUAUUGAGAAAUUAGUGUGACUAAUGUGUAGAAAGAAGUAGCUAAUUAGCUAUUAGUGAUAUUAAUUUUUACUAAUUUUCAUCGCAUUCCAUGUUUUAGAAGGGAAAUUAAGAUGACCCAUUUCUUGAUUUUAA